AUGGCUCCUGCUGAACCUCACGCGAUCCCCUUCAAGGCGAAGGGUAAGACACCUCACUUCAAGGAGGAGAGGGAUGGCUGGAAAGGGUACAUUGAGUGGGAGAAGUAUCCGGAGAAGAAGAAGCAAGUUGAAGAGCUCAUGAGGCAUUAUGACUUUCCGGAGCCGCCUCAGUAUCAACUGGGACCGCUCCCCGAUACGAAUCCGAUCCUGACGGGGGAGCGAUGGAAGCAGUAUCACUACGCGUGCGGGCUGGGUCAUAUCCCCGAAGUCAGCUGGGAUAUCGUCAAGAAGGAAAAGGCGCAGGAUAUGAUUCACGUUCUUCAGUUUCCUUACAACGGCGAGCCCCCUCGUAAACGCCUGGUAGAGACAGAAAUCACCUCUAACAAAGACCACUUUGUUCGCAACCACGGCGGCAUCCCGGACAUCGACGAGGACAAAUACACCCUCGACAUCGCCGGCCUCGUCAACAACCCGCAGACACUGACCCUGCACGACCUAAAAACCAAGUUCAAACACCAAACCAACGUCAUCUCGAUCCAGUGCUCCGGCACGCGGCGCAUCGAGCAGAUCGCGCAGUACCCAGGCGACGGCGACGAGCUCAUCAACGCCCCCUGGGGCGAGGGCGCCAUCGGCACCGCGCGAUGGACGGGCGUGUCCCUGAAGAAAGUCAUAAAGUACUGCGGCGGGUUGAAAGACGGCGCGGCGCACUUGGAGUUUUACGGCGCGGAUACGUACUUUAAGAAGGGCAAGGUGUAUAACUACGUCGUGAGCGUGCCGUGGCGCAAGGUGAAGGCGAACGAGGUGCUGCUGGCGUGGGAGAUGAACGGGCAGCCGCUGCCCAGGAUCCACGGGUUUCCGUUGCGGACGGUGGUGUUUGGGUAUAUCGGGGCGCGGAGCACAAAGUGGUUGACGCGGAUCCGGGCCAUCGCGAGCGAGAGCAGUGCGCCGGUGCAGAGGCGGGAGUAUAUCUACUACACGCCGCAGGUGGGGAAGCAGAAUGUUAAGUACAGCAACGGGUUCUCGAUCCAGGAGAUGCCUGUGAGCUCUGCUAUUAUGACGCCGAGGGAUAUGGAGCAGGUCGUUCACGAAGGGAAGGUGAGGUUGAGGGGGUGGGCGUACUCUGGGGGCGGGCAUUGGCCUGUGAGGGUCGAGGUCAGUGGCGAUGGGGGCGGGGUGUGGUAUGAGGUCCCUUGGGAGAAGAUGAGCGGCAAGUAUUUCCAUGCGUGGCGGUUGUGGGAGAUUGAGUUGCCUGUUGACGCGGAGGGGUGGCUGGAGUUUUGUGUGAGGACGUGGGAUAACGCGUGUAAUACGCAGCCUACUUUUGUGAGGUCUGCUUGGAACUGGGACUUGCACGUCACGUCGUCGGCGCACCGCAUCAAGGUGUAUAGCAUCAACAAGUCGAGACCCGCGACGGCGGCGAGGCUGAAGAAGCUGGAGGAGAAUGGGAUUCCGAUUGUGCCGAUUACGCUGCCUGCCGAGAUUGACUUUGAGUCGGAUGAGGAGUAUGAGAGGAACAUGGCGGCGCAGGGCGGGCGGGAUCCCACGGAGUGA
Colletotrichum abscissum is the source of this 1551-nucleotide messenger RNA. RefSeq names its product oxidoreductase molybdopterin binding domain-containing protein. Gene Ontology annotation, biological process: sulfur compound metabolic process. The transcript has 4 exons. Gene Ontology annotation, cellular component: mitochondrion. The record is from RefSeq and is a predicted model, not a curated record. The coding region runs from base 1 to 1551 and encodes 516 amino acids. Gene Ontology annotation, molecular function: sulfite oxidase activity; molybdenum ion binding; molybdopterin cofactor binding. NCBI's taxonomy places the organism in Eukaryota, Fungi, Ascomycota, Sordariomycetes, Glomerellales, Glomerellaceae.